AAUAGUACUAUAUCUACUACUUACUUUCUACACAUAUUCAACAAAAAGUCAUUCUCCCAAAAAAGAAAAAGAAAUGGCUUGCAUUGCUCCUUCAGAGUCGAUGAAUAAUUGCGAGGCUGAUCAGGCACUCACUAAAAAUCUUCAACCAGUUAUCAACUUUUCUUCCAUAUUGGAAGAUGAAGAAACUGAUCAAUACACUGAUAAUGUGCAUGAGAAUUCUUAUAUUCUUGGGAUCAAAGAGUAUAUAGCAAAUAGUAGGAAUCUUCACUUAUCUAAAGUCAUUUCCAGAGAGAAAAGAGCAGCUGUUUUGAUAUGCCUCUUUGAAGGCCUUGAAGGUGAACUUCGUGUAAUUCUCACCAAAAGAUCCAUGAAACUUUCUACUCAUCCAGGAGAGGUAGCCUUGCCUGGUGGAAAGAUGGAUGAAGAAGAUUUAGAUGAUUCUGCUACUGCUCUGAGAGAAGCAACAGAGGAGAUUGGUUUGAAAUCCAGUCUUGUUCAAGUUAUUACUAACCUUGAACCAUUCAUAUCGUUGCAUCUACUUACAGUUGUACCAGUAGUGGGGCUAUUGUCUAGAGUAGAAGAAUUCAAGCCCUUACUUAAUGCCGACGAAGUUGAUGCUAUUUUUGAUGUACCCUUGGAUAUGUUUCUUAAGGAAGAGAAUCACAAAUGUGUGGAAAAGGAGUGGGGAAGAUUGAAAUAUGUAUGUCACAUAUUUGAAUAUGAGUCGCCUAAGCAAGGAAUUUUCCACAUAGGGGGAUUGACAGCAAGCAUUUUGAUUCAUGCUGCAUCUGUCAUUUAUCAAGAGCCUCCUUCUUUUUCUGAAUAUCUUCCUGAUUUUAGUCAAUUACAAUUUACCCUGAACAUGAAGAGCAGCUGCUAGUUUUGGGCGAAGACCGAUUCAGAAUUUAAGCUCUACAUGUUCAACGGUUGGGUUCAGAUGAUCCUUGAUAUUCGUAUGCUACAUCUGCCUCUGACUUUGGGUGCACUGUUUUUUUUUUUUUUUUAAUUUCUUCUGAAAAAACUUUUAUAGAUCAUGAAUAAGUCAUCAACAGCAAAGUUGAUGAUGAGAUUAUGAACUUAGCUAAAAGAAGAAAGGAUCACAUGGUCCGAGGAGACAAAAUCAUUGGCCUCUAUCUCUUUGUUAUAUAUUAAACUUAGAUUCU
Molecule: messenger RNA, 1163 nt
Organism: Nicotiana tabacum (common tobacco)
Lineage: Eukaryota; Viridiplantae; Streptophyta; Magnoliopsida; Solanales; Solanaceae
Product: nudix hydrolase 15, mitochondrial-like
Biological process (GO): coenzyme A catabolic process
Molecular function (GO): coenzyme A diphosphatase activity
Source: RefSeq, a predicted model, not a curated record